ACGUUCUUUUUUAUAUACUACUUCCGGUGCUAAGGUGACUCUGCGAAAUGAAUUGUCUUUUGCUGAAUUUGCAAAUCGCUCGAUAGUAAAAGGAAAUAGCGUUGUUGCAACUUUCAGAACAUUUCAGAAACGAACUCUGACGUAAUUAUUCGACAGCAAGGUGGACACCCACUAAACACACUUUCUGUUUUCUUAUCAGAAAAGAAAAUUGCUCUUGCUACUCUUCAUCACAUUUCAUCCAAUCGAACGUUUCUUUUCCACACCAAUCUGGAUAUGAUUCUCCCAUUUUGACACAACUGGCAUGGACUUGGUUAUAAUUUGCAUAAGUGAUUGGCUUUUCCACAAGUAAUUAUCGAUCAUUCCUACGGAACUUAUCAUUAUUAUUUCUUUCUCAUUCGAACUUUGGAUAUUAGAAGAAGAUUUUUAAUUUGUAAAGACUGUCCAGCAUAAUGGGUUGUGCCAAAAUCGGGGCUCGAACUUGCUUCGCAAUCGCUGUCGUGCUCAUCACCAUUGCUUUUUCGACACCCUAUUGGCUUCAAUCCGAUGGUCUUCUUCCUUAUCAAAGAUUUCAAAGAGUAGGAUUGUGGGAAGUUUGCUACACUACAUACCAGGAGUCUACCUACCUCAGAUACAAUAAUAAGUUCCGAAACUGUCGAUGGAUUUUUGACAAGGACUACUAUUAUCUCUUAGAUCUCUUUGAAACAGCUUUCUUCAUUGCAGUUCAAGUGUUUUUCACUGUUGGUUUCACAGCACUUCUUGUGAGUUGUGUCUUAAUUUUAGCUGUUCAUUUAUGUCUAAGUCAAGAGAAAGAAGUUUUGGCUGUCAGGCUCGUUGCAGUGCUUACAAUGAUAGCUGCAAUCUGUUGCAUUAUUGCGGUCAUCGUGUUUGGUGUGCAUGGUGAUGGAAGGGAUUGGAUGCCAGAUCCAGAUCACAAUUAUUUAUCAUGGUCGUUUGCACUGGGUGUAGUUGGAUCGUUUUUCAUUUUAGUUAGCUCAAUUUUGUUUUUCAUUGAAGCCAGCAAAGUGAAGAAGCGAGAAGAUGCACUGAACCACCAUGUUGCAUACCACAUGGAGCAAACACAUACUAAAGUUUAGAAAGUUUUAUAGCUAGAGGGAAAUACAUUCCGUCCAAAUAAUGUUGUGUUGAUAACAUGACACUUUUUUUUUCUUUGAAGAACUUGUAUCUCUUAAUUUAAACAUAUAACUGUAUUUUUUAAACAUAUGAAUCAGAAAUGCACAACAAAGUUUGGGUUGCAGGCAGAGAGAAAGAAAAAAACUUAUGAUGGAGGUUAACACUAGUAUAAAGCUGCAAUCAUUCAAAUUCAGGGUAUGUUUAUGUUCGAUUUAAAAGUAGUAUAAAUGACUUACACAUGCAUAACUAAAUUCUUUUACUCAAGUGCAGAUAAUAAAAAUUAAAUAUAAUUACAACAUUAUAAAGCAAAUUAUUAUGACAAAUGAAAAGAAGUUGAAGCAAAUUUUCAUUUAACGCAGACGUUUACUUUGACUAUUAUUCAAAAUACAAUUUUAAUUAUUGUUGCUGAAACAAUACGAGAUUAAUGUGGUGAUUGUGAUUGAAAUUUCGAAAUGAUAUAUAUUUCUUUUAAUAUUUAUUUAUCUUUUGAAUUCUGAACUUUUUAUUUAUUCAUUUUUUCAAUUCUUUAAUACUAACUCAUAAGAUUGUGGACUUUUUAUUUGUUAAUUUUUAAAAAAAAAAUUAUUUCUACUAAUUUAUAAGAAAUUACGUUUCUUUGGGAUCAUGGAUCCAAUUGCCGUAAACAAAAAUUGCUAAAUGAAAUUAUUUUAAUUUGAUACUUAGAACAGGCUUAUUUAGAUCAGUAAUUGACUCUUACAGAGCAGAGUAAAAAAAAAAAAAGAAGAUUUUUAUUGUUAUGUUUUUUUUAUGUAUAUGUGUAUGUUUAAUUUUAAGCAGUUCAAAGGUUGAGGUAAAAAGGUUUGGAGGACUUUUUUGUCCUGUGAGUCAUAGUUUGUGCAUUCCUGGUUUAAGUAAUAUCAGUGAUAGUUAUUUUUUUAAACUAAAGUUUGAAAUUCAUAUUUUUUUUAACACUCUGGGUCUUUUUUAAAAAUCAUAUUUGAUUUUCAUUUGUGUCAGAUUGAAUUUUUUAUAAUGUAGCAUGCAGAUAAAAAUUAAAAUAUAUAUGAAAAGUUAUGACAAUUUUAUCUUCAAACAUGCGUGUUAAAUUUUUUUUAUAUAUUUUAACUAAUUUUUAUGUCUGAAUUGGGUAAGUAAAAACUGUUGCAUUAUAUAUUUAAAAAAAACUUUAAACUUAAACCGUCCAUUUUUCUAUAUUGUGUUUUUUUUAUUAUCUUAUUUAAAGUAACUUGGGUCUUAUUUGUUGCUUGGUGAGUGUUUUGUUUGUGUAUACAAUUUAGAAAGGAAAUUAUAUGUCAAAUCACAUUUAUAUAGCAAUCUAAGAAGCUUUUAUGUUAAAUAAAAAUUUGUGCAUUGAAAUUCAUUUACAUAUUUAAAUCAUGUUUGUGAUAACUCUAGUAAUAUAUUUUUAGAGUCUUGAAACUGUUGAUCUAUGCAUUUUUUUAUAUAAUAACCAUUGACUUUUUUGUUGAUUUUUUAUGAAUAUUUUUAUUUAUAUGUAGCUUAAUUUAUGUAACCGGCAAUUUUUAAAUUAAGUCAAAAUGACAUUUUUCUGUGUUACAAUUUUCCCAAUAAUUUGUGUGUUAAAAAAACGUUUCUUUAUUUUUUUGUUUAUAAAUUAUCUCAGUAAAACGUAUAGUGAUCAAUAUUUUAAUGAAUUUGUAGCUUUCUUUAUCACUUUUUUGCUGAGUAAAACAAUUAUAUUUAUAUGUUUUAUUAAGAGAGUUAAAAAUAUUAAUUAAUAUAAUAUGUAAAUUAGCAAUUUUUUAUGAAAUUAGAAACGAAACUAUGUGUAAAGGUUAAUUAUGUAAAAAAUUGAGUUAUAUCUAUAAAGGUAUGUUUGAAUUGAUUUGUUUUUGAUUUUUUAAAAUAUGUUAUUAUGUUUGGUGAAUGUUAUUGUUUGUGUUAAACUGAAUUUCGUUCAUAUGCAAUAAACUGAUCUAUGUUUAAAGAAUCUAUUAUAUUAACAUGAAGAGCUUUUAUAAAUGAGGUUAAAAAUUAAAUUACAAGCAUGUAUAUUUACGAGUUUAGCAGGUAGGUUGCCUGUUAAAUAUUUUUUACGAUUUUAAUAAAAAGUCUUUUCAUUGAAAGUUUAAAUUUUGGUUUGAAUACUUUAUAAAAAUAUAUAUCUUUAUUUGCAUAUUUUCUAUACUUUAAAUUGUAAAGUGUUUUAAGAUUUUACCACUUUUUAUGCAUUUAAUUUUUUUUUUCAUUUCUAAUUGCAAAAUUUUAAUAAUCAUUUAUAUUUUAUACUAGAAAGCAUUCCAUUUAUUUUUCAUUAUUUUAUUUAAAAAUGUUUGUGAUGAAAUCUUAUAAAUGUUUUGAUUGUAAUAUAGAAUUUUAUGAGAUGCAUUGCAACAAAUUUUACCAAACACACAUAUUUGUAUAUUUCAUUUUUUGAAAGUCUUAUUUUUGUAGUUUAUGUGAAAUAAACUAUUUUGUACAAGCAA
Parasteatoda tepidariorum (common house spider) is the source of this 3560-nucleotide messenger RNA. NCBI's taxonomy places the organism in Eukaryota, Metazoa, Arthropoda, Arachnida, Araneae, Theridiidae. The record is from RefSeq and is a predicted model, not a curated record.